GCUUCCGGUGUAAACGGAAAACAUCAGAAAGAGAACAUCGAAGGAGAAAGACGCUAAUAAUUUUCCGUACCUUGGAGACAUAAUGCCUCGUCGGUGUGUUGUCGGAGGGUGUAACAACACUAACAGGGAGGGAUUCAAGUUGCACCACUGGCCCAAAGAUGCAAAAGUGGCAAGAAAUUGGACGAAAUUUGUUCAAAAUACGAGGGUGUGGGGAAAGCCGACGAAAUGGUCAGUGGUUUGUUCCGCACACUUUACCGACGACAACUAUGCUACGACAGAGAUGGCAAGAAUGUUUGGAUAUCCUCCGACACUCAAAGCAGAUGCAUUUCCAACGAUAAAGUCAAAGAAAUCUGCCGCCAGACCCCCAUUGAACGUGCCGAAGUGUGUGAGCUAUUCAGGGACAAAGGACCUCGAUAGCACGGCAAGCAAUGGCGGCAGUUUGUUCCCGCAGAUGAGCGAGCUAAACCCCCUGGAUGUCUUGGCUCACACCGCUUCUACCGAAGAUGAUCACGUGAAGAAUAUGGGCCCUAGUUUCCCUGGCCUGCUGACAUCAACUCCAAAACUGGACAGAUCAGCUUUCAGGAAAAGAGAACGGAUGAGGGUGUUACAGGACAUGUUUUCGAACUCUUAUUGACAUUCCACUGAAGAGGAUGAUUAUCAAACUUUUUCAAGAGCGGAUAUUGGAGUUCAGAUAUACCCUGAUGUGAAGUCUAAAGACGUCCAGCAUCCCCCUCACAUUAAAGAGGAAGAGGAGGAUCCACAGCCCCCCCACAUUAAAGAGGAAGAGGAGGAAGUGUGGAUGAGUCAGGAGGGAGAGUGUCUUCUAGGGCAGGAGGAGGCUGAUGUCAGCAAGUUUCCACUGACUGUUGUCUCUGUGAAGACUGAAGAGCAUGAAGACAAACCACCUGAGUCCUCACAGCUUCAUCACAGUCCAAACGUCCAGCAGGUGUCAGCAGAGAGUCAUGAAGAGAUUCCCUCCAAGCAGCAGGAGUGGACCUCCAGUGUGGGACAGAAGGAGCUACAGACCCCCUCCCACAUUAAAGAGGAAGAGGAGGAACUGUCGAAGCAGCUUCAAAGGGUGGAGGAGGCUAAUGAUGAAGAUGAAGCUCAGUCCUUACAGCUUCAUCACAGUCAAAGUGAGGAGAACAGAGGGGCGGAGCUUGUAAGUCAACACAUCACAGAAGCUGAUGGAGAGCAUUGUGAAGAUAUAAAGUCACAACCAGACAGCAUCUUUGCUCCACUGUCAGACAUGGACCACAUGAUGUCACAGUCUUCUGAUCACAGUGACCACAUUCAAGAACCUUUGGAGAGUAAAAAUGACUGUAAAGGUGAUACAAGACAUCACACUAACAACAAACACUUGGACUGCUCUGAAUGUGAGAAAUCAUUUAAACACAAGAGUUAUAUUACAAUACACAUGAGAAUACAUACUGGAGAGAAACCUUUUACUUGCUCUGUUUGUAAGAAGAGUUUCUCCAGAAAGCUUGACAUGACCACACACAUGAGAACACACACUGGAAAGAAACCUUUUACUUGCUCUGUUUGUAAGAAGAGUUUCUCCACAAAGCUUGUCAUGUCCACACACAUGAGAACACAUGCUGGAGAGAAACCUGUUACUUGCUCUAUUUGUAAGAAGAGUUUCUCCACAAAGCUUGUCAUGACCACACACAUGAGAACACAUACUGGAGAGAAACCUGUUACUUGCUCUAUUUGUAAGAAGAGUUUCUCCACAAAGCUUGUCAUGACCACACACAUGAGAACACAUACUGGAGAGAAACCUGUUACUUGCUCUAUUUGUAAGAAGAGUUUCUCCAGAAAGCAAUACAUGACCAAACACAUGAGAACACACACUGGAGAGAACCCGUUGAGUUGCACUGUGUGUGAUAAAAGGUUCAGGUAUAAGUAUCAGGUCAGUAAACACAAGUGUGUAACAGUCAUGGAAGCUGCAGGGAUUUAAAAACACUUAUAAACAGUGAUUGUGCUAAAUGUACUCUAAUACCACAUCAUGUUUAAAGGGGAACAUUAUCACCAGACAUAUGUAAGAGUCAAUAUAUACCUUGAUGUUGCAGAAAAAAGACCACAUGUUUUUUAACCGAUUUCCGAACUCUAAAAGGGCGAAUUUGGCGAUUUAAACACCUCUCAAUUGUUCGCUGUCAGAGCGAUGACCUUUUACCCGUGACAUCACAAUGGGAAGCAAUCCGCCAUUUCCUCAAACACAUUACACACACAAGUCAAAUCAGCUCUGUUAUUUUUUUUUUUUUUACUACUGUUUUCCGUCCCUUGGAGACAUCAUGCCUCGUCGGUGGGUUGUCGGAGGGUGUAACAACACGAUCAGGGACGGAUUCAAGUUGGAAUGUGCAUUGAUUAGAACGUCAUGCUAAUCAAUGCUAACAUGCUAUUUAGGCUAGCUGUAGGUACAUAUCGCAUCGCUAUGCCUCAUUUGCACCUAUAUUUACAUCCAGCCUUUCUCUCCACCCACAUUUAAGGCCAAACAAACACAUACCAAUCGACAGAUUCAAGUUGCACCAUUGUCAAAAGAUGCGAAAGUCCCUUGUUUGUUCUGCACAUUUUACCGGCGAUGCUACGACAGACAUGGCACAGAGGUGUGGAUAUCCUGUGACACUCAAAGCAGAUGCAUUUCCAACGAUAAAGUCAACGAAAUCACAAAGGUGAGUUUUGUUGAUGUUAUUGACUUAUGUGCUAAUCAGACAUAUUUGUACACGGCAUGACUGCCAGCUAAUCAAUGCUAACAUUCUAUUUAGGCUAGUUGUAUGUACAUUUGUAGCUAUAUUUGCAUCCAGCCUUUCCCUCCACCCACAUUUAAUGCCAAACAAACACUUACCAAUCGACAUAUUUAAGUUGCUCCAGUGGUCAAAAGAUGCAAUCUUUGGUUAGAAGGCGAUCGCUGAAUAGCUUCAAUAGCUAUUCGCUCAAUAGCUUCAGUUUCUUCUUCAAUUUAAUUUUUGCUAUCUGCUUCCACACUCCAACCAUCCGUUUCAAUACACGCGAUAUCUGUGGAAUCGCUUAAAGGGGAACAUUAUCACCAGACCUAUGUAAGCGUCAAUAUAUACCUUGAUGUUGCAGAAAAAAGACCAUAUAUUUUCUUAACCGAUUUUCGAACUGUAAAUGGGUGAACUUUCGCGAAUUAAACGCCUUUCUAUUAUUCUUUAUGAUGUCACAUAGGGAGUCAAGCCGCAAUUUUUUCAAACACAUUGCAAACACUGAGUCAUAUCAGCUCAGUUAUUUUCCGUUUUUUCGACUGUUUUCCGUACCUUGGAGACAUUAUGCCUCGUCGGUGUGUUGUCAGAGGGUGUAACAACAAGAUCAGGGACGGAUUCAAGUUGAUUUGCGUGGAGUCUGCAUCGAUUAGCACGGCAUGCUAACCUAUGCUAAAAUGCUAUGUAGGCUAGCUGUAUGUACAUUUGUAGCUAUAUUUGCAUCCAGCCUUUCCCUCCACCCACAUUUAAUGCCAAACAAACACAUACCAAUCGACGGGUUUAAGUUGCUCCAGUGUCAAAAGAUGCGAAAGUCCCUCGUUUGGUCUGCACAUUUUACCGGCGAUGCUACGACAGACAUGGCUCAGAGAUGUAUGGAUAUCCUGCGACACUCAAAGCAGAUGCAUUUCCAACGAUAAAGUCAACGAAAUCACAAAGGUGAGUUUUGUUGAUGUUAUUGACUUAUGUGCUAAUCAGACAUAUUUGGUCGCGGCUUGACUGCCAGCUAAUCGAUGCUAACGUGCUAUUUAGGCUAGCUGUAUGUACAUUUGUAGCUAUAUUUGCAUCCAGCCUUUCCCUCCACCCACAUUUAAUGCCAAACAAACACUUACCAAUCGACGGAUUUAAGUUGCUCCAGUGGUCAAAAGAUGCAAUCUUUGGUUGGAAGGCAAUCGCCGAAUAGCUUCAAUAGCUAUUCACUCAAUAGCUUCAGUUUCUUCUUCACUUUCGUUUUCGCUAUCUGCCUCCACACUCCAACCCUCCGUUUCAAUACAUGUGUAAUCUGUUGAAUCGCUUAAGCCGCUGAAAUCCGAAUCUGAAUCCGAGCUAAUGUCGCUAUAUCUUGCUGGUCUAUCCGCCAUGUUUGAUUGUAUUGGCAUCACUAUGUGACGUCACAGGAAAAUAGACGGUGGAUUUACAGAUAGCGAAAAUCAGGCACUUUAAAGCCUUUUUUUGGGAUAUUCCAUGAUUGGUAAAAUUUUGAAAAAAACUUCGAAAAAUAAAAUAAGCCACUGGGAACUGAUUUUUAUUGGUUUUAACUCUUCUGAAAUUGUGAUAAUGUCCCCCUUUAAUAUGAAUGUAUAUUUGAUGUUGUAUGUAGUGAUUCUCAUCUUCUACUGUUAUAUGUUGUCCUGGAGUUUUUAAGUUGUGUGCAUGUAUUGAAUAUCAUGUAUGUAGCUACUAAUUUAUUUGAUUUUCUCAUUGUUAAAGAGAGGACAUCUUUAUUUUCACUUGGGGUUUUUUUUCACACAUUUUCUUCCUAUGUAUUUUUAUUGAUGUUAUUAUCCAAUUAAAAGUAUGAAUUAAUAAAAUAUUUAACAAAAUGUGGACUCUAUAGAUUAGCAGCAUUGUUACAUCAUGGAUGUUAACUACAGCAAAACAUCAACAAAGAAGAAAAAGGCUGAAGUUAGCAACACAUCACUGAACUUUAGAGCCAUCGUGAGUGGAGUUGCUUGUUUUUAUUGCUGCAUUUGUACUUAUUUCACCUCACAUCUUCACUUUCAACCCUAAAGUCUUCUUCAAAUAUAUUGUUGUAUGCUUCUAAGAUUGAUGUUUAUUAUGUGUGUGUAGUCUGUGGAAAGGGUUGUUAUCCCUUGUGGAUCAAUUUGUUUACUUGAACAGAUACAUCAUCAUCAUCAUCAUCAUCAUCAUUAUCAAAAUACAGAUUUAAGUAC
This is a messenger RNA of Nerophis ophidion (straightnose pipefish), 4888 nucleotides long. Its product is annotated as zinc finger protein OZF-like. The record is from RefSeq and is a predicted model, not a curated record. Gene Ontology annotation, biological process: regulation of transcription by RNA polymerase II. Gene Ontology annotation, molecular function: DNA-binding transcription factor activity, RNA polymerase II-specific; RNA polymerase II transcription regulatory region sequence-specific DNA binding. Gene Ontology annotation, cellular component: nucleus. Lineage: Eukaryota; Metazoa; Chordata; Actinopteri; Syngnathiformes; Syngnathidae. The transcript has 5 exons. The coding region runs from base 800 to 1957 and encodes 385 amino acids.